AUUAGUGAUAGGUUACAAAGUCAAUUUGCUUUUUAAAGCUGGAUGAAAUCAAAGAGUAAAAAAAUGUCAGAUUUAACUUCUUCUUCAUUUUGUACCAUUGAUAUAAAAGAAGAGACAGAACAGGAAGAAAAGUUAAACCAGGAAAUUUAUCAUGAUGAACUUGUUCAGGUGAAAGUAGAAACAGAGAUGCUUGUUCAAGAUGGAGAUGAAGUUGAUACUACUAAUAUAAAAGAAGAAGUGGAACAGCAGAUUUAUCGUGGUGAGAAAAAUAAUUUAUUUUUAUUUAUGCCUACUCUAUUAAGCCAAGAGGAGGGGAUCACUAAAUUUAAUUUAUUGAUUAAUUUAAUUUAUGUUGUUCAAAAUAUUGUUUAUUUAUCUGCAGAUGGGCUUGUUUUUGUGAAACAAGAAAGGGAGAUGCUUGUCCAAGAUGAAGAUGAAGUUCCCAAAAUUGAUAUCAAAGAAGAAGAGGAGGGACCUCAGAUAGAUAAUGGUGCGAAUGGCAGUGGUCAUAAAGAUGAGAAAUCUCAUUAUUGUUCUCACUGUGAUUAUAAAACUGGUAGACCUGACCAUUUGAAAAGACAUAUUAUGGCCCAGCACACAAAUAAGAAACCUUAUCAUUGUCCUUAUUGUGACUAUAAAUCUGCAAUGUCUCACCAUUUGAAAGUACAUGUUAUGGGCCGUCAUACAGGUGAGAAGCCUUAUCAUUGUUCUCAGUGUGAUUUUAAAUUUGUUACGCCUAAUGAUUUGAAAAGACAUAUAAUGGCCCGUCACACUGGUGAGAAACCCCAUCGAUGUCCUCAUUGUGACUUUAAAAGUACUCAAUCAGGUCAUUUGAAAACACAUGUAAUGGCCCAUCACAUACGUGAGAAAUCUCAGCAUUGUUCGCAGUGUGACUUUAAAUCCGUUACAUCUCAGAAAUUGAAAAUACAUGUUAUGCUCCGUCACACAAAUAAGAAGCCUUAUGACUGUUCUCUGUGUGAACAUAAAUUGGUUACAUUUCAAUGUUUGAGAAAACAUAUAAUGAUCUGUCACACAGGUGAAAAGGUUAAUCAUUGUCCUCAUUGCGACUUUAAAUCUACACAUAGUUUGAAAAGACAUAUAAUGGCCCGUCACACUGGUGAGAAACCCCAUCAAUGUCCUCAUUGUGACUUUAAAAGUACUCAAUCAGCUCUUUUGAAAACACAUGUAAUGGCCCAUCACAUAAGUGAGAAACAUCAGCAUUGUUCCCAGAUGAGGAUUCAUCAUUGUUCUCAGUGUGAUUAUAAAUCUGUUAAUCCUCAUAAUUUGAAAAGGCAUAUAAUGGCUCGUCACACGGGCGAGAAACCUCAUCAAUGUCCUCAUUGUGACUUUAAAUCUGUUACGUCUCCAAAGUUGAAAAUACAUAUUAUGGUUCAUCACACAGGUGAGAAACCUUAUCAUUGUUCUCAGUGUGAUUAUAAAUCUGUUACACAUUUUGGUUUGAAAAGACAUACAAUGGCCUGUCACACUGGUGAGAAACCCUAUCAAUGUCCUCAUUGUGACUUUAAAUCUGUUACGUCUCAGAAGUUGAAAAUACAUAUUAUGGCUCAUCACACAGGUGAGAAACCUUAUCAUUGUUCUCAGUGUGAUUAUAAAUCUGUUACACAUAGUGAUUUGAAAAGACAUACAAUGGCCUGUCACACUGGGGAGAAACCCCAUCAAUGUCCUCGAUGUGACUUUAAAUCUGUUACGUCUCAGAAGUUGAAAAUACAUAUUAUGGUUCAUCACAAAGGUGAGAAACCUUAUCAUUGUUCUCACUGUGAUUAUAAAUCUGUUACACAUAGCGAUUUGAAAAGACAUACAGUAGCCCGCCACACUGGUGAGAAACUCCACCAUUGACUUCCCAUCACAAAGGUGAGAAAUAUUAUCCCUCUUGUUUCUAACCUUGCUUCUUCCUCAUCUACCCCAGAUAUCCCUGCAAGGUGUCAGAAAAGAAGACGGCCUCUUGAUAUUCUGAGAAAAUUGAAAUAACAAAAAUACAGGGAAUUGGGAAACCCUCAAAAACCAUAACAUCCUCCAUCUGUUAUUGACACAGAGUUCAAUGAAAUUAUGUUAUUGGUAGGAUGUAUGCUUGUCAUGACCUACAAUAAGGUACCAAAUUUAUCAGAUUACUGGUCAAAUAAUCCUUCACUUGGGAACGAGACCAUCAAGAAACAUAUUUCAGCUUCUCAUCUCAAAGUUCAAUGAACCAGUGCAGCCAGCCAAUGCUUCCAAGGGAUAUUAUAUUGAAGAAGUUGUAGCAUGCCUCAAACGUACAUUUCUUAGAGCUCAGGAGGAGUCACCGUUUCAAAGUAUUGAUGAGUCCAUGACCAAGUUCAAGGGGAGAUCUGUCCUCGAGCAGUUCAUACCUCUCAAACCUUUCAAAAGGGGCAAGAAUCCCAAUGUAACCGUAACUUUUGAUCAUUUCUUUUCCAGCAUUAGUCUUUUGCAAACCUUGCAACAACCUGCUGUAGGUACACUGAUUUCCAACCAUAAGAAUGUACCUAAAUUAUUAAAUAAAUAAAUAAAGGAGAAAGUCAACUGAAGGCUUCACCAGACGUGGUUUUAGUAAGCAGAUGGCAGGAUAGCAAAGAUUUUAUGGUUGCAAGCAACUGUCACAGUGCUACCUCAACGACUGUUAGCAGAAAACUGAAGGACGGGACACAUUUGGAGGUUCCUUGCCUAACUCAGGUCAAGUUUAAUAACCGCUACAUGGGUGGUGUUGAUCUUUCAGAUCAAAAGAUCACUUGUUAUAAUUUUGGCAGAAAAAAGUCUUCUAUCGCCUUCUGAUGGUUGCUGUUGUCAAUGCAUGGAUCAUCCGUUUGGAUUUACAUAAGAAAAAGACAAAAUUAUUACAGUUCUUGGUUCCACUUGCUGAAUCACGGAAAAAAACAUUGCACUGUCAAACAUCGGUCUAAUCGAGGGAGGCCUUCAAAACGAGUACGACUAUCACAUAAUGUUGACGGACAUCUUCCACUAGAAGGACAGAGGCGACGAUUAUGUGCGCGUUGCUCAAAAAAUGACAUUGAUAAAAGAACAAAGUUAAAAUGCACACAAUGCAACAUUCCUUUAUGCUCACAAUGUUUUGCACCUUAUUGUACUUCAUAAAUACUUUUGUGAAACUUGAUUUUUUUUUUUUCAAUUAGAAUGUAGUUUUCUAUUUGUUUGUUCAUAAAUGUUGUUGAUAUUUAAUAAAAUUAUAUUCUCUUACAAUUCAUCUUUCUUUUUUUUUUGAGAGAGAGAGAGAGAGAGAGAAAGAUACUAGUCGGACAAAAGUUACUGUCUAGAAAAUACCAAUGGGACAUAUAUGUCCCACCUGUUUUGCCCAUCCCUCCCCCCCCAAUCAAAAUAUUGUUUCCCUUCGUUUUUAAACUUAGAAGAAGGUAUCUAAACAGAAGGUGCCCGCAGAAGAAGAGGACAAGCGCCAGGAAGACCUCCAUAUUC
Molecule: messenger RNA, 3441 nt
Organism: Nezara viridula (southern green stink bug)
Lineage: Eukaryota; Metazoa; Arthropoda; Insecta; Hemiptera; Pentatomidae
Source: the annotation of a GenBank genome assembly